Bombyx mori (domestic silkworm) is the source of this 2547-nucleotide messenger RNA. Its product is annotated as ATP-dependent DNA helicase pif1-like. The coding region runs from base 630 to 1586 and encodes 318 amino acids. Gene Ontology annotation, biological process: DNA replication; telomere maintenance; DNA repair. Gene Ontology annotation, cellular component: replication fork. The record is from RefSeq and is a predicted model, not a curated record. The transcript has a single exon. Lineage: Eukaryota; Metazoa; Arthropoda; Insecta; Lepidoptera; Bombycidae. Gene Ontology annotation, molecular function: DNA helicase activity.
AGUAACUCUGUCUGUCUGUCUGUCUGUCUGUCUGUUCCUCUUUCACGCCUAAACGGCUGAACGGAUUUUGAUGAAAUUUGGUAUGGUGAUAGAUGAUAACCUAGAAAUGGUCAUAGGCUAUAAAUAAUCACGCCAUCGUUCUUAGGGGGUAGGCAGUAGGCAGAUAACUAAAUUGAGUUAGUGAUUUUUAGUCGUUUUUGUUGGGACUUUUGCUCUUUCACGUAUAAAAGGCUGAACAGAUCUUGAUGAAAUUUAGUAAGGUAAUAGAUGGUUACCUAAAAACGGAUAUAAGAUCAAAAUGAUCACGUCAUAGUACUUAGGGGGUAGGAAGUAGGCAGAAAACUGAAUUGAGUUAGUGAUUUUUUUAUGGUUUUUGGUGGGAGUUUUGCUCUAUCAUGCCUAAACGGCUGAACGGAUUUUGAUGAAAUUUAGUUAGGUGAUAGAUAGUAACCUAGAAAAGGAUAUGGGCUAUUAAUAUUCAUGCUAUCGUACUUAAGGCGUAGGCAGUAGGCAGAAAACUAAUUAAGUUAGUGAUUUUUAAUAGUUUGGUUUAAAAGUUUACCUCAUUCACGCCUUAACGUCUGAACGGAUUUUUAUAAGACUUGGUUAAUAUAAAGAAUCCAAAUAUCAUGGGGGGGAUGGUGGUACUUUUAGCGGGCGAUUUUAGACAGACUUUGCCGGUUAUCACUAAAGGCACCCCUGCAGAUGAAAUAAAUGCGUGUUUAAAAGCGUCAACGUUAUGGGUGCACGUAAAAACGUUUAGUCUGUCUACAAAUAUGAGAGUGCAACUACACAAUGAUGUACAAUCUGGACAAUAUGCUGCUGCUCUUCUUAAAAUUGGAGAAGAUCGUAUGGCAAAGGAUGGUAAUGGCAUGAUUACAUUGGAUCGUGAAUUCUGCAAUGUUGUGCAUAAUCCAGAUGAUCUAAAUAACUUCGUCUAUAGCGAACUGCUAACUAAUAUGAGGAAUAGAGACUGGUUAUGUGAAAGAGCAAUUUUAGCGCCGACGAAUGAAAUGGUGGGACAGAUAAACGAGCAAAUUAUGUCACGCGUGGAAGGUGAUAUUGUUGAGUUUCUCUCUGUAGACACUGUAAUGGAUACUGAACAAGUAACAUCAUACCCUGUAGAAUUUCUUAAUUCUUUAGAACUGUCGGGAGUACCUUCACACAAACUGAGGCUGAAAGUAGGCGUUCCUGUCCUUUUAAUGCGGAAUUUAGAUGCACCAAGACUGUGUAAUGGCACACGGUUGCAAGUGACACACCUCGGUCGCAAUAUUGUAAAAGCAAUCAUUAUGACUGGAAUGGCAAAAGGAGAGAACGUUUUAAUCCCCCGUAUACCCAUAAUUCCGACAGAUUUGCCAUUCCAGUUUAAGAGAUUACAGUUUCCGCUGAAAAUCGCAUUCGCUAUGACGAUAAAUAAAGCUCAGGGGCAAACAUUAAAAGUAGCCGGCAUUAAUUUAGAAAAGAGUUGUUUUUCUCACGGACAAUUAUACGUGGCUUGCUCACGUGUUUCAAGUCCACAGAAUCUCCAUGUGUUGGCCAGAGAGGGAAAAACAAAGAACAUAGUUUACAAAAAUGUACUACAGUAAUAAGGCCUCUUAUUUUUAGCUUCCUACAUUAUUAUACUACUUACAUUAAGUUAGUACUUCCUACGCAGACGAUGUUACGGAUGUCACACUGUCUAACAUCGGGGGUUGGCAGGUAGGUAGUUAGUAGUAUUUUAAACCGAUUUACAUUAUUUACUUUUUAUAUUUACUAAGGAAACAUUCGGAGCUAUCCAUUAUGUAGCUUAGGUUGCUUUUGAACAAAUUUUGAUGUGAAGUUGAGGACUGGAACACGAUAGUGGCACAUUGUUGCAGGGGGACUUAUAGCCGGGAGAAAACAAAAAAACUUAUGCGGACGAAGUCGCGGGUAAAAGCUAGUAAUUAAUAAUUUAAGCAUAAGUAAAUGUUUAUUAUAUCCAUUGGAUAAUCUUUUAAAUGUCAUAUUAUGAAUGAAUAUCAAUGAUAUAUGGAAUAUGGAAUUGCUAUCCCACAAUUCACACAGCGAUCCAUAAUUUCAACAGUAUCCAAUGCAACAAUUUCAAGUCAAACGUGUGAGCGAUCUUCGGUGUCCAGUGUAGAAGCAAUUGUCGUACAAGGCUGGCAGAGUUGGAAUCCGUUAUAAUAAAGCAGUGAUCGUUGAAAAUAUAAAAAGAGCCCGAUACAUACACACUCAAAAUGCGCCGAAGAUACAAAACGAGUAGAGCAGAAAAAACCAACAAGCGCCAAAAAAUAAUUGUAUAAUCUAUGAACAAACGUCAUGUCAGCUUACUGUCAAAGCUGUCAUCAAAAAUACAAUCGAUUUUAAUCGAUUUGAAAUCGAUAAUCAUAUUACUUUGUUAAGUAAUAAUAGACUUUUUCUUCAUUUAUGUAUAUAAUCGCAAUUAAAUCCGGCGUAUACCGCCCUUGUAUACAACAAGUAUAAAUCGCUCAUUUAAUUACUUUGCAUUAAUUACCUAGUGCAAUGUUUUUCUUUUUAUAAUCCUGUAAUCGAUUAAUUAAAUCGAUC